Molecule: messenger RNA, 524 nt
Organism: Lolium perenne
Lineage: Eukaryota; Viridiplantae; Streptophyta; Magnoliopsida; Poales; Poaceae
Source: RefSeq, a predicted model, not a curated record
AUUUGAGCUAGAUCGGCAAAUGGCGGCGGCGUUCCGACACGCGGCGAGGAGGCUGUAUGGUAGCGUCGCGCCGCGGCAGACGCAGGAGGCCGUCUCUCGGCUCUCGCCGGCGGCCGAGCAGCUCGCGCAUCGCCGGCUCUCGCCGCUUUUCACCCACACCACCGAGGCCGGGCAGCCUUACAUUAGCUGCGGGAAGCAGGACAAGCACGGCACGCUGAAGCUGAUCGAGAAGAAGAAGGAGGAGCUGUACGAUCUGAUGGCCGAGGCGCACAUGACGUACGGGACGGACCAGAACUCUAGGGCAUCCCUGAUGAACCAGCAGCUGUUGCAGUAUCUCUCCGGACACGUCAAGCCCAGACCCGACGACCGCACUUGGAGGUGGUAUCGAGACUCAAAAGCAAUAGGCGACUACGUAGAGAAGAUUGGUGUGGUGACAUUAUGCGCUGUGUGGAUGGAUAUCAUGUGGAUGGCGUUGGUCCGGUUGUGCUCCCUCUAGUCUAGCUACAAAGAUCCAAGUUCGUUAA